AUGCUUACAAUAGCGCAUGGCACCCAGAGAGUACAAGAUAAUACAGCUGAAUUCAGUGUUUAUCGUGCUCGUCGUUCUCGGGGUAAUCAAGAUUCUAUGACAAAAGUUAAACAAAGUCAAUCGGUUCUUCGUCAACAAUCAAUAAAUACAAUAAAUGUACCUGAUGAUGAUGAAAAUGAACUCGGUUUUGAUCCACAUCAACAUAUGCAACACAAUGAUGAUAAACACGAUUUGAUGGAAGAACAGGUGAAUCAAAAUAGAGUUCGAACAGAUUUAUAUUUUAAUGAUAAUCGAAACAACAUGCGUUCUUACAACUUGUUCGAUGAAGAAAAUGAUCAAGAUUUGGAUGAAGAAGAUUUGGCGAAUGCAACAAACAAUUUAUCAGGUGAUGUUCAGACACAAUUAAACAGGAUAGAUAAACAGCUCAGAAGUUUAUCCAAAAGUGUACAAGAUAAUACAAUUAAUCCUGCUAUAGCCAGUUAUCAAAAUCUCUCGCAUAAUUAUUCGACAGUUGUGCCUUUUAAUGGAAUCAAUUUAUUAAAUGUUGCCAAGGCAGCUGAUUAUAAAAAAUAUGCAAGAACAAUAUUACAAAUACUAUUUACAGUUGAUGAACUCAGCGAUUCAGUCUUGAUUGCUAAUCCAAUUUAUACUAAACCUGGAUUAGAUCCAACAAAAAUGGCUAAAUGGACAGAAGCGGUUUCUUCCCGAUUCAAAAUUGAUCCUAUGCGAUUUGAUGAUUUUUUCCGGACGUGCCUCAGACGAACUUUGGCACAAAUGUUAUGUGAUACUCGUCGUAAACGCAAACGGUUAAUGAAAAAUAUUGGUGCUCAACGUCACUCUGCUCCAACAUCGGCUCAAUCAGAUCGUGGUAUGGUAGGGUCGCAGUCUGUGGCAUCAGCUAGUCCAGUCAUGGAAGCUGGACAACAAGUGCAGAAUCGAAAUGUUCUUCAUUGA
Rotaria sp. Silwood2 is the source of this 954-nucleotide messenger RNA. The record is from the annotation of a GenBank genome assembly. Lineage: Eukaryota; Metazoa; Rotifera; Eurotatoria; Philodinida; Philodinidae.